Molecule: messenger RNA, 2372 nt
Organism: Camelus dromedarius (Arabian camel)
Lineage: Eukaryota; Metazoa; Chordata; Mammalia; Artiodactyla; Camelidae
Gene: MRGPRF
Product: MAS related GPR family member F
Exons: 3
Coding region: 520-1503 (327 amino acids)
Biological process (GO): G protein-coupled receptor signaling pathway
Cellular component (GO): membrane
Molecular function (GO): G protein-coupled receptor activity
Source: RefSeq, a predicted model, not a curated record
CACUUCCAAAGCCAUCUCCUCCAGCAGGCGGGCAAGGGCUCUCCUCCACUCUGAGCUCGAGCUUCCCGAGGCUCCGGGCAGUGUUCUGCGCUGGCCUGCUGCCCUGGUGGUCGGCGACCAGAGGUGGGCGUCACAGGAAGAGCCCUCCACGAAGGGAGGCCUCGGAGCAUCAGGCCAGCCGCAGGUGGGCUGGGCGGCCCGGUAGCUGUGAGCAGAGCCAAGAGGAAUCUGGACUCACCAGGCCUGGAGAUGGCUGGAAACUGCUCUUGGGAGGCCCAUCCCACCAACAGGAACAAGACUGCUGGCUGCAGACUCUGGGGCGUGGAGGGUGGCACUCUGUGGGACCGGGGUGCCCUGCUCCAGCUGGAGCCAGUGGUUCUACAAGUCUACAGUCAGGACCAGCACACCUGGAAUCCAGUGGGGGCUUAGGGGUGGAGCUAGCACAUCUGGACACAGGUGCGAGUUUGGGGGUGGAGCCCGGCCAGCAUCAUCAGGCCUCUCCCCUCCACGCCUGCGCAGAUGUGUCCCGGUGUGAGCGAGGCCCCCGAGCUCUACAGCCGUGGCUUCCUGACCAUCGAGCAGAUCACCAUGCUGCCGCCGCCGGCCGUCAUGAACUACAUCUUCCUGCUUCUCUGUCUGUGUGGCCUGGUGGGCAACGGGCUGGUCCUCUGGUUUUUCGGCUUCUCCAUCAAGAGAAGCCCCUUCUCCAUCUACUUCCUGCACUUGGCCAGCGCGGACGUCGGCUACCUCUUUAGCAAGGCCGUGUUCUCCAUCCUGAACACAGGGGGCUUCGUGGGCGAGUUUGCCGACUACGCCCGCGCCGUGUGCCGGAUCCUGGGGCUCUGCACGUUUGUCGCCAGUGUGAGCCUCCUGCCAGCCAUCAGCUUGGAGCGCUGCCUGUCGGUCGUCUUCCCCGCCUGGUACUGGCGCCGUCGGCCCAAGCGCCUGUCGGCUGUGGUCUGCUCCCUGCUCUGGACCCUGGCGCUCCUGGUCACCAGCAUCCACAACUACUUCUGCGUGUUCCUGGGCCACCAGGAGUCGGGGGCGGCCUGCAGGCACAUGGACGCCUUCCUGGGCAUCCUGCUGUUCCUGGUCUUCUGCCCGCUCAUGGUACUGCCCUGCCUGGCGCUCGUCGCGCAUGUGGAGUGCCGCGCCCGGCGGCGCCAGCGCUCCGCCAAGCUCAACCACGUCAUCCUGGCCAUGGUCUCGGUUUUCCUCGUGUCCUCCAUCUACUUAGGGAUCGACUGGUUCCUCUUCUGGGUCUUUCAGAUCCCGGCCCCCUUCCCCGAGUACAUCACCGACCUGUGUAUUUGCAUCAACAGCAGCGCCAAGCCCGUAGUCUACUUCCUGGCCGGGAGGGACAAGUCGCAGCGGCUGUGGGAGCCUCUCAGGGUGGUCUUCCAGCGGGCCCUGAGAGAUGGGGCAGAGCUGGGGGAGGCCGGGGGCGGCACGCCCAACACGGUCACCCUGGAGAUGCAGUGCCCCUCGGGGAACGCCUCCUGAGAGGCCGGCACCCGGAGGGGAGGCAGGGGCCAGAGUGGCCUGUGGCCUCCGGGGCCCUUUGUGGAAGGACAGGAGCAGAGGAGCCGCCCCGGUGCCCGAGUGCAAGGAGAAAAGUCUGCUUCCUGCCUCACGUGCCGCCUCCCCCUGGGCUGAGGCUGUGGGAGUGGCCGAGAGACAUGAGACGGAGCAGCCACCUGCAAACAGGCCCUGGGGCCACGCCGGGCUCUCCCCAGCCUUGUCCUUUUUCCACGACCCACUGUAUGGAAGUUGCCCCCAGGUGGGGCUCCUCCUUGCCCCAGGCUGGUCAGGAAAGGAGCAGAAGGGGUCACCCGUCCACCUCCUGCCCCGUUAGUCAGCCCUCCUUGUAAAGAACAGCCAGCACCUGCGCCCGUCAGGCCAGCAGACUCGUCCCGCCGAUUGGACACCUGCCGUCUCCAUCCGGUCCUCUCAAGUCAGCACUGUGAGCAGACCUGCACGAGAUGGUGCUAUCGGGGACAGUGUUCUCCCUACCCUGCCUUGCAGCUCAGUCUUUCUGCAGAUGACGCCUUGCCCCCCAGUGAAUCCUUUGGAGACUGAAAUGGGGCUUUCUGUCUUGGCGAUGAGCUGGACACAGGAAGGACCCUUGGCCGGCUUGGUGGGUCACUCUCUCUUCUGACUCCGUGCCGGCCAGUGUGUCCGAGCUGCCAUCAGCCUGGUCUCUGAGGCUCUGGGGGGCCUUCCAGGCCAUCUCUGGGCCCCUACCCGAAAGUGGGCACUGGCUCCACCUGGCCACCUUGACCCACCUACAGGCACCGUGGCCCAGUGUAGUGAGGGGAAGUUUUAUGAGAGACAAUCAAUGUGUAUCAAUAAACGUUUCUAUCUUGCAUUGA